AAAUCAGCUGUCUGCGUUACUCUCUCGGAAAAAAUAACAUACAAACCACCUUUUAUUUUAUUUAUUUUGCUAUUAAUUUAAUUUCUGUGCAAUCUUUCGGUCAAAAAUCAAAAACGGAACGCAGUAAUCUUCUCAGGACGCUUGGCAAUUCAAACCGGUUCGAUUUGAAGCACCAAACUCAACAGUACAAAAGCGGUCCACUGCACGGCCAAAAGUGAUUCGCAUAUGCCUUAAUCAUAACAAACAUUUCCUGCCGGAGUUACCGCGAUGCCAUUAGAUUGUUAAGUGUACCCAGAAAUGAGUGGACCACAGCAGCCAGGAGAUGUGGCAGGAGCACCCCCCAGCGCCGCCGGCGAUGCGGGCAAUCGGCCGGAAAGGAGCACCACCGGCGGAGGAGCUGGUCACCCGGGCUCCGGUCCCGGUCCCGGUCCCAACAACUGGCGACAGAACAACUCAAUGAAAUUUAAUUCGCGACCCUGGCAUCGAGACCGUCCGGACAGUGGUCACUUUAACAACAGAGUGUGGACUAAUAAUAAUCAAAGGCAUUCGCCUUACCCGCGAUCAAAAUACGGAAAUCGGGAGCAUUCGGAUAACCAUAAUUCAAAUCAGCAACGACAGGAGAGAGAUUAUACCAAGAGAACUGAUUUUCAGGAAAGAAGACCUAGAUAUUCCGAUGAGGGAUACUCUUGGAGAUACAGAGAUUAUCACCACAGGGACCAUUACCACAGAUAUCAGUCUAGAUGGAAUGAUGAUCCGUCUAAAUCGCCUUAUCAUAGGGAUGAAAGUAGUUCAGUUCUAGGCAGAGAUAACCCCAAAUCGCCUUAUAAUAAUGAUGAAACUGGUUCCAAUCUAACUAGACCCCCAAGUGACAUUAACAGAAAUAACGAACAUAACUGUGAAUCGAGAAUUGAAGCUUCUAAAGCUCAAGCUGAUCAAAAUCAGUGUCAAUUUAAAGAAACAAAACUUGAUCAAGUGCAUAACAACGAUCAGAGCAGUAGCAAAAACAACGCAAUUGAGCCAAGUACAGUUGCCGCAAAAGAACAAAGUACAGUUGCGUCAAAAGCUAAUCAAAACGCAGAAACCAAUGGGUUGAAAGAAAGACCCUCAGCUGCCGAGCCAAACAGGGAUUCUGAAAAACGUUUUAAGCCUUUUCAGAUUACAAGAAAAACUCCCACUAUUGAGCAGAAAGACGUACCUCCAUGCGCUGAAGAACUACCAACUGUCAGCCGGUUGCUGAUUGAGGAAUUAAACCUGUCCAAGCCCAGUGAGAAUACCCCCGUUCCAGAGGCCGGUCAAUCAUUUCCACGGAUCUCAGUGCGUCCUCUUAUCCAGCUUGUGAGACAGGAGCUCUUUGCAGUCACCCAGGAGGAUCGUCUGGGCAAAAAAACUCUCCUGAGUCCACCUCCUUCCGCAUCCCCCGCCAGUCCCAGUCGCCUGACCAUUAAACCCACCCUCAGAAAUCGUCGACGGACAGUAAGUAACUGCAAUCAUAUUGCAGGCAGCCCAAGCACUAGUCAUGCCGGAGAUAAUGAAGCAUCAAUCAAUGAUCGUAUCGCUAGUAUGGACAAGGAGAGUCUGAAGUAUAUAAUCAACAAUGGCGACACCAUCUACGAGCAGCACUUACAGAUCCAGGCCAGAAGGCGAUUACGCGACGAGAUUCGUCGACAGCUAAAGACCAUAGAGCUGGAUCAGCCCAAGGACAAUCCGGUGAAUGAACUGGUCGAGGACGAAAUUGUAGAUGCCAUAAAAUUGCCCGAACGUCUGCUGCAGGAGAUCGAAAAGUGUUUUGGCAUAGAUAUAUCAGACGGUCAAAAAGAUCAAGAUUCUAAAAAGGAUAACGAAAACCCAACAAAGAGUAAAAUCACAGAAGGAAAUCCAAUUUCUGGCAAGGAUAGUGAAGGCUCUGGAGGGGGAACUUCCAACAGCGUAGAGAGUUUACAAGAAAUUGAAGAGCCUAAAACUGGUGUUAAAAAGACUAAGAAGACUAUCAAAGAUAGCAAAAAGUGCAUUAAAGGUAAUAAACGUCAAAGGAAACAGCAAGAGUGUUCACUUCAAAGUAAAGAUAAUAAUUAUCAAAACCAAGAAGCCGACGAGCUUACGAACAGUAGUGGGUAUAGUAAAGAUGAUCCAGAGAACUCCGUAAAAUCUAUUAGGGGAAGUAAAAAAGUUUUACAGGAAAACAAUAAAAAGAAAAGCCCUAAAAAGAAAUUCAAAAGAGCUUUGAAAGGACAAGGGAAAAACAAGAAAAAUCUCGGUGCAGAGAUCAACCAGUCCACUCCUCAAGUAGAAGGUCAUGCAGAAACCAGUGAACCCUUUGAUUGUAUGAAUGGGUCCAGGCAUCAUAUGGCAAGGCUGAAGGCAGCCGAUGAGGUCAAGACGUUAGCGGGAAUACGUAAGAAUCGACCGCCCUUGUUGCCAACUCCAACAUUUGGAAGGAUUGCAGAUAUCCCAGAAAUACCAAAACUAAAUAGUGAAGACCCCAAACUCAGUCGAUCACCAACAAAAAAAGUUGACACAAAUUCUGAAAAGGAAAUCACUCCUGUUGUUUCUCCUCCUGAGAACAAUAUACCUAUAAGAAUGGAAAUCAAAAGGGAAUCGAGCAGCUCGCCAAUUACAGUACUGCCUUUACCUUCAAAAGAUGUUAUUGACCUCCUUAGUUCAUCUGAUGAAGAGGAGAAAGGACAUGGUGUUGUGGAUAUGGACUUGGAGGCGCCUGAAAAAGAAAUUGUGACUCCGAGCGAUAAACUGGCUGUGGAAGCAUCACUUGGACCUGAACCACCGAGUGCAGAUGAUGCCCCCAGUGAUCAUUCUACAAGCUCCCAGUGCAGUAGUGAAUCGACAAAAAGGCGGCGUCGGCUAAAGCUUCAAAACGAUGCAGAAAACGUGGUGGACAGCUUCGAAAAACUGAUUCUUCCCCACCUCCGAGAGGCUCUGACGGAUCGCUAUCGUCGCCAGCAUUCGAAAAGCCUACAAAGCCGACUGCUUUUCAUAUCCUGCGUGGUGACAAGUUCCGAGCACAAUUCGCAGACCUUUAGUAAAAUCGAGGUAGCCAAGAUGCAGAUGAAUCUCAAGUCGGCCGACAAUCGCCAGGCUAUUGAAUUUCUACUUAGGGAGAUAGUCAACGUGGUGAAUUUGCAGAAACAGCGACGUCGGGAGCAGGACGAUGAGCAGAAGCUUGCGAGUUUACUAAGCCCCAAGAAAGCAGAAGCCCCAGUUGAAGAAACCCCCAAGGCAACAUCAGCAUCACCGCCAAUCCGGCAGAAAACCCCAGUUUUAGCUAGUCACGAGAGUCCAACCACCUCAUCUGCUCACCAGAGCAUUUCAGUUUUAUCCAGUCCCCAGCCAACCACCUCAUGUGCUCACCAGAAUUCUUCAGUUUUAUCCAGUCCCCAACCUUCUUUACCUCUGGCAACCCAUGAAAGCCCAAAAGCUUUGGUCAACCAAUCUCAAAAUCUCGAGCCGUAUCCCGUUGGACUGCCAUUCUUGGCCAUGGAUCCCAGCCUAUCCCAUUUUUCUGCCGCCGGCUACUCUCGUCUAGGUGGUGGAGCAAAUAUAGGCGACCCUUUGGGACAUUUGGGCGAUAUGGUUGCUCAGAAUUUGGUCGAUAUCGAUCGCCGUCUGCUGGAAAACCAAAACCGUCGCAGCAUUCUCGAGGAGAUGAUAAUGAAGUUUCAGAAGGAGAAAUCCGAUCUCGAGAUGCUCAGUCUUGAGUUGCAGAGUCGGAAGUUUCUUAUUAUUAACUCGAUGAUUUCUAGAGGUCAGGCUUCUUCUUCUGUGCCAGUCGCUAAGGUUAGAAACUCACCACCUCAAGAUGAAUCUACACAGGAAUCAAUGCAGGAAGAGAAUUCCAACAAAGGAGGAAUUGCCAGACGAACUAGAAGCAGAUUAAGAAGGUUUGUAUCGGUAAAGCACGUAUCCAAACGGACAGCAAGGGUACAGAAACGGGUCGUCAAAAAACACAAAUCGGGUGAGCUAAUAGCGCAAUUACAGCAAGAGAUAGCUGAUCAGGAAGAGUGUAAUAAAGUGAGCGAGGAACAAGCCAAGAAAACGGAAUCUGGAUUGAGCAUUCAAUCAAAUAUCAAGGAAGAGCCACUAGAGGAAUCAAUUUACGACCAAAUACUCGAUUCUUCGCCCACCACCAAACCUACGCAAUCGCGUCUUAGCAAACCAAAAGCCAGUGUUGCAGCUAGUCCGACCCAUCAACAACUGGCUAUAAUACCACCGCUACCACCACCACCACCGCCCCCUGAUCCAAUCGGUCAAAUGUCCCACGAAGGACCCAGCUCUUUUCUCAAGGAACCACCUUACGAACCUGGGCAACACUGGUCAGAACUCAACUCCAAAGAAGAGUGCAGUUUGAGCUUCGUACCCAUGGGGAAAUUGCACUAUGUUCGAAGCCCCAUCACCCAGAUAAAGAUCUACAGAGAGUAUGUCAUUGCCGCAGCCGAGGAUGGGGAUAUCUACAUGUUCCACCUGGUCAGUCACAAACUGGAACGAAAGAUCACCAAGCACAGCGAGGCCAUCACUAAUAUGUGCAUCAGCGAAAAGGACUCCACUCUAUACACCACAUCGCUGGAUGGCUUUUUUAAGAAGUCAUCGCUGGAGAAUCUGGAGCGAGUCAUAGAAACGGUGUACUUGAAGGAGCCCUUGCAAUCGAUUGACAUCGCUUGGGGAUUGGCCUUUAUUGGCAGUCGAUGGGGACACAUAUCUACUUUCAAUGUGCUGACCAACAAGGUGAUGGAUAAUCCUUUGGUUCAAACAGAGCAAUCCAUUAUUGCCAUCAAAGCCACCAAGGAAGGAGUACGAAAGAUCCUGGUUCUGGGAUGCAAGGGAAAUGUUGUCCAAAUGCAUGAUGCUGGCAGCGGAUUGCUGCUGCGUCGUGUGUGUAUUCCAGAGGGCUUGAAUGUCUACAGUCUUCUCAUCAACGAUGGACACAUCUAUUGUGGUACUCAGAAGAACGAGAUCUAUCAGUUGGAGUUUGAUACUGGCAACUUGGUAACAAAGUUGAGCUGCGGCAAUGGUGCCGUGGCCAUAGUGUCAUACAAAGAGCGCUAUUUGCUAGUCGGAUGCUACGAUGGCUUCAUUUAUGUCCUGGACAAGGUGGCUGGUAAAAAAGUGGGUCGAUUCGAAGGCGCUGGCCGUUUGGUUUUAGCCCUGACAGUUGCAGGCGAUAAAAUCGUCACAUCAUCGAAGGAUAACACGCUGGAGAUCCUGAAAGUUCCCGCUGCCUUGGUAAACGGACAUUGAGAAGACGCUUAUUAUUAAUUGUAUAAAUCAGUUAUAAUUUAAUAAUUUUUUACACACACACUUGUUUGUUUAAUACAAUCCAAUGACUUUAGUCUUUGAUCGCGGAUUAAGUAUUGCGUUCUCUGUAUUUACAAUUUAAUAUUACAAUUUUUCGUUACCGCCCAAUUGCAUUUUAGCAAUUGAUCUUCUUGAAGAAUAUUUCUUCGUCGUGAACAAAUUAAUAAAAUAAAAAGAGAACCACCAGUAAA
Molecule: messenger RNA, 5495 nt
Organism: Drosophila suzukii
Lineage: Eukaryota; Metazoa; Arthropoda; Insecta; Diptera; Drosophilidae
Molecular function (GO): protein binding; RNA binding
Source: RefSeq, a predicted model, not a curated record